Cyphellophora europaea CBS 101466 is the source of this 1950-nucleotide messenger RNA. RefSeq lists its product as uncharacterized. Bases 1 to 1950 code for a protein of 649 amino acids. NCBI's taxonomy places the organism in Eukaryota, Fungi, Ascomycota, Eurotiomycetes, Chaetothyriales, Cyphellophoraceae. The record is from RefSeq and is a predicted model, not a curated record. The transcript is spliced from 2 exons.
AUGGAUCCGCCCGACGAUGAUGGCCAGACACAGGAUGACGACGAUUCCGAUUACGUUGGCAACGUUACCUUUUCGCGAGCUAUGAAUAGAUCCAAGAAGCGGCUCAAGGCCGACACUCCCACGAUGGCAGCCUCUGGACAGAUAGCCAACAACGGGCAUUCCAAGAAAGAAAGGAAGCUCAGAGAUUAUGGCGUCGAAAAGUUUCAUCUCAUGAUCGAUAAGUAUAAAGCCGAAAUCAAGAAGCUCCAGGUCCAGCGGGCGGUUGAGAAAGCGAAAAACGCAGAUCUCAAAAACAACCAGCUCGCGAAAUCCAAAUCGAAAAUCAAGGACAAGGACGAGAAACUCGGUGAUCUCACGGCCGCUUCGCAGUCGCUCAGACAUCAGCUACAGGCAAAGAAUGAAGAGAUCCGGAAGCUCAAGGAUACAGCUCGACUCAGAGAGUUGACGCUCAAGGAGUACCAGGAUGCAACUCUGCAGCCACUCGAAGAACUUGAGUCAAACGAUUUCAAAGCUACUGAUGACAAUUGUGUUGCGUCUCAAUUGUCACGGGUGUUUCGCGCAUCCAAAUCCUGGGCUUCUCGCAAUGCUAUCUCAAAAUGGCCAGAGCUCGACAUUGAAGCCAUUCAGCAUGGUCAAGAUGUGUUGGGUGAUCCAUGCGUCCCUAGAAUCGCCUCCACCAGCGCUCUCUCUGCGAUUGAUCAGGGUUUCAUUCCACCGAAGGUGGUCGUCAACGCCCUUCUCAACAGCCUGAUCGUGCGGCUGAUCCUUGAACACCCCUUCUCUGUCAUCUCGGCGGUGCGCACUAACGGUGGUAGCAUAUCUUUGGGAGACGUCACCCAGAUUAUAUCUCGGAGUGUUGCAGGGUUUAGCAAGAGUACAGCUGAAUAUGCCGAGAAGUUUAGGUGCGUUGCGGCUUCCUCUCUGCUACCGCCAGACUUCAAGCUCGACAACGUCUCAACUUCAAACGAGCUUGAGGCCAGCACCGAAGACUUCCGCGCACAAGUCCUGCAGUUGGCCAUGAAUGCUGUCGGAUUCUUGCUGCGAGAAGAUCACAGUACAACAGACCAGUCUAGAGACGAUCUACGCAAAUUUAUCUGGUUGGCUGUUAGCACCAGCAUCCAAAUACAUGCACAAUAUCCACGCGUGACAUUUUUGUUCUUGUCGGACCUCAAGAGACAUCGGUUCUCUUGUGACCACGAACAACUUGAAGCGCAUCCAAUCAUGAACUUGAAGCAUGAUGGUGAUAGCAACGACGGCAGGACGGCGGAGGAGGCUGGCGUGGCGGGUCGAAGCCCGGAUCUGGUUGUCGAACCUCUCGUCCAGCGAUCCGGCGACAAUCAGGGCAAGGCUUGGGAUGGAGAGCGGCUCGUCCGUCGGGCGGUGAUCUGGAUUUGCAGCCCCAAAGACCACGAAAUGGCCGCGCAGAAACUAAUCAAGGCCGCCAACGAUGUUCCACGUCACGAGUCGUCUCAGAAGCACUCGCGGAUACCUGUCAAAUCUUCUCAAGUCUCACAACAGCGUUCCAAUCCGGGAGAUGGACGUAAUAUCAACGGUGCACGGCAAGAUGAUGACAACACGCCCGCGCGUCCUCACGAGAGGUCGUCCCGACAGCAGCGUGUUGUAAGGGGCGAGCCAGGUCGCCAAGCUCGAAAGAGGCAAUCAAAUAGGUCACAGGAGUACCCCAACAAGAAAGCCCUCACAGAGACUGGCCCACGCUCUCAGAACAAUCAGCCCGCCUGUAACGAGCCGACCAUCAAAGCCGAGCCAACCAUCAAGAUCGAGCCAGGGAGUGACUCGAAGGUGGGAAAUUUAUCAGGAUCGCUGAGAAGUACCGUCGACUCGAUUGGAGGCACUCGACGCAACGACAGCCGGCACCCAGGCGAACAGAACAAAUCGAAACAUGUUCACGUACAGUCAGGAAAGGCACGGAGCUCCGAUAUCCACGAGUAA